Molecule: messenger RNA, 5496 nt
Organism: Coregonus sp. 'balchen'
Lineage: Eukaryota; Metazoa; Chordata; Actinopteri; Salmoniformes; Salmonidae
Source: the annotation of a GenBank genome assembly
AUGUUGGACAAACUUGUGUUGCCUCUCGGUAAAUUUAGUCUACUUUUGUUUGUAUCACAUUAUCUCUUUAAAAGCAUAGUUAGAUGGUCAACAGUAUAAAGUUAAAUCAAUGCUUGCCAUUGAACUUUCCAGAAAUUACGCUUUAAAAAAAAAAAAACGCUAAAUGGGAAUUCAUUAUGCUAUGAAACGAAAUUGUAAUUUCUGGAUUUUGUGGAACAUCAUUUUAUUUUGUGGUUUAGUAACAUAUACAAACACAAUUUCCAUAGCCAAUUGUUUUACUGUACAUAUUUUUCUAACUUUCAUUUCCUUUGAUUUUUACAGCAGUAGUUGCAAGUCUAAUCACUCUUGGAUUGUCUGGUACACCAGGAAAAAAAGCAGGUAACCCUGAAAUAUACACUGUGUGUAGAGUGAUUUAUUUCCCUGUUCUGUUGGAAUCUACCUAACUGUGAAAAGUAAUGUCUGUGUAAUGAAGAAGGCUAUGACACACCAGAUCAAUACCAAUACAUUUGAUACAUUUUUCAUGUCAGACAAAGCUGGAUGUUAUAAUGAUUCUGUAUGAUUGGCACCUGAAAAUUAAUCUUGUGCUUCAGUGACAAACAAUUCAGGGGUGACCCCAAUUGGCCAAUGUGGCACCUGGAUAAAGGAGGCUGAGGGAGGCCUGUUCACCUCCCCCAACUACCCCCAAAAGUACCCACCAGAGCGAACGUGUAUUUACAUAAUUGAAGGUAAGAGAUAUUAACACCAUCUCAACAAGUAAUUGUUUUUUAUUGGAUAUUAUGUUUAUUUUUCUUACAUUUCCCCACUGUGUUCCCUCAGCUUCACCAAGACAAUGCAUCGACCUCUUCUUUGAUGAGAAGUAUUCAAUAGAGCCUUCAUGGGAAUGCAAAUUUGACCACAUUGAAGUCCGUGAUGGGCCCUUUUCCUUCUCCACUUUAAUUGGUCGAUACUGUGGCCAGGAAAGCCCUUUGUAUAUUAAAUCAAGUGGGCGAUACCUGCAUAUAAAGUUUGUUGCAGAUGGGGAACUGGAGGCAAUUGGAUUUUCAGCACGCUAUAACUUCACUCAAGGUAAUAUAAUUUCAAAUACAUUGAUUUAUUUUAACCGUUUCAAUAUUUUCAGUGUUAUUCUGAGGUUGUUGCUGAAUGUAUGACUCUGAUAGGCUAACAGUUUAUCUCACACAGGCACACAUGCAGACACACAGACACAAUAUUUACAUAAAGUUGUACACAUCCAGUGAAUGCAGAGAAAUUCAGCCAAAACAAUUAACCAGUCACAGCUCAGUGACUGAGCUGCAGCUACAGAAGACUGGUGUGGCGCUUACUGCUGUGUGUGUUCAUAUCAGCUGCUGCAUUUGUAGUGCAGGCACACAUGCUGCAGCUGGGGUGGGGUUAUCUCCUCAUUCACCCAGCCCAGUUAAUGAAAGCUUGUCUUCAGGGGAGUACAGCUUGUCAGCUCUGAGCCUCAGCUUAAGGGAUACCCAUGCAGCUGAGAAUGUAUUCCUAGCAGAAUUUAUAGGGCACUUACGUUGGGAGGAAAGAUUAAUCUGCUUUCUUGUUUCCCUCUCUCCCAAUCAAAGCCAUUCACCAGAUAAAUCUUUCAAAAAUGUGUCUCAGUAACCUCACAAUCUCGUGAAGGUUUUGACAUGGCCAGUAGACAUGGUUAUUCGAUAUCACUGCCUGCCCUGCAUUGGAGUCAAGACUUGAAGUGAGAAUGGCUCAUCCACAAGUUCCGAUGAGAUACUUCAGUGUCAAAAGAUUAAUAUAGAUUGAUAUAAAUAGGUAUAAAUUGAUUCCCAGAUAAUCUCUCCCUGAAACACAGUGGCACAUUUUGAGGAGUGAGUGAGUGAGUGUGAGGGUACCCUUUGUAGGACUUAUACAACAAAAAGUAUCCAUAAAAAAAGUAUCCACACAACAAUACUCUAGCCAAUAGAAAGCCUUCCCAGGCCUGUAUUGGUAGAGAAGUACAAGCUGAUUUCCCAGUGUUUACCUCUGAAGUAAUGAAUCCUUUAAUGCCAAAAGCUAAUCGCUUCUAAUUCCUCUCAUCAGUGGCAGGAUAAUUAAUUGACCGAUCAUCGUCUUAUUACUACACUAUUACAUAAGCGUGAGUGUUUGCAGUAAAUAUUUGUUUUAAACUGGAUAGAAAAAGCACUAUUGACAUAUGUUUCAUAUAUUUUCAUAUUUUUCAUAUCUUCUGACACACACACACACACACACACACACACACACACACAUACAAACACACACACACACACACACACACACACAACCACACUGUGAAUAAUCCAUGAUACAGAGGUAAGAAACAAGAGGAUUAAUACGGAUUCAUGGCUGAGUUUAGGUUUGAAAUAGUUCAGCUGUCUCCUCCUUGCAGCCAUGGCGAUAUCACAAAGAUCUGCCUCUUAAUAUCACUGUUUUAUAUUUAUAUUAAUAUUUAGCAAACUGGGUUCUCCCUCAAAAUCUAAAAAGAUGAGGUUAUCAUGAAAAAUUGUUUGGAAGUCCGAUUUUAUCACUUGGUUCUCAUUGCUUGUGCAGCCUAAUCUGUAUAAAGCUGGUCCAAGGAUUAUUAAUCCACCUACAAAUCAUAAUGGUGAAGCUUUAGGAUAGAAUUCCUGUUCUUUCUGUCUCUACAUGCUUUAUUUAGUUAUGAAGGACAAGUGGAUGAUUGCAGAAUGGAUUAAACUAUGGACAGGGUUCACACAUUCGAGAUGAUGCAUUGCUGGCCCUUAUCCUUUCAGACACAGAACAUGUAUUUCGUGAAAUGUCAGAAGAGGUAUACAAUAGGCUCACUGUUGUGUGCUCUCUUUUCAGAUCCUGAAUUUAAAGACAUGGGUGUCCUACCGCCUCUGCCUUGUAUGUACAUGGUUCACCUAUGUAAACAUAUAUUAGCCUUAUACUGUAUAUUUUAACAGCCAACUGUUGUCUAACUAACACCUUGUGCAAUGGACUCUCCUGUACUACAGUUUGCGAAUUUGAUCUUGGUGGAUCAGAUGGGAUCAUUGAUUCUGCAGCAAUACUCAAAGAGGGCAAAGCCUUGCAGACAGAGGCUGUGGACUGUAGGUGGUUCAUUCGGGCACCACCAAAGGGAAGGGUCAGUACAGUUUUGUGUGUUUCUUCUUCAUAUUUGCAAUAUCCCUCACUCACAUUCUCCAUUUAGUCUUUUGGAAAACAUGAUAUACAAAAGAUACUCAAGUCAAGUUCUCAUUUGGUUGUAAACCUAUUGUUUCACAUUUUUAUUUGACAAUUUUCUUGCAGAUCUAUUUGCGAUUUUUGGAAUAUGAGAUGCACAACUCCAAUGAAUGCAAACGUAACUUUGUGGCCGUGUAUGACGGGAGUAGCUCAGUGGAGCACCUGAAGAACAAGUUCUGCAGCACAGUGGCCAACGAUGUGAUGUUGGUGACCUCAGUGGGGGUCAUACGAAUGUGGGCUGACCAGGGCAGCCGAAAAAGCCGCUUCCGGAUCCUUUUCACAACCUUCCUAGAGCGUUAGUGAAUUAAUUUGACACAAUUUCCAAUCCAUCUACUGCUAUGUUCAAUUGUUGAUGCAUUGUUUGAAAUGUUCCAAUUAGUUUGCAAGGAGAGGCAGCCGCAGGGAAUACGAGGCCCCUUUACUGGGUUAUUGUGUCACUGUAAAAAAAAGAUAGUUGUUUCAGCUAAUUAUAAUUAAGUAACUGGUUCCACAAACUUUUUUUGUUUACUCAACCUUUCAAUCAAAGUAUUACCUGAACUUACAUUCUUUAGUUAGCCCAAACUUAGCUCCAACUUGAGAAAACUUAGGCAACAAUUCAGGCAACUUAAAAUGAUGUGUUUGCUCAACUUGUCUCAUAUAUUAAUUAAACUAUAAAUUAUUAUUUGGGCAUCUUAACUAAGAAAAGUUUUUGCUUUGUCAUUAUGGGGUAAUGUGUGUAGAUUGAUGAGGGGAAAAAAACAUUUUAAUCAAUUAUAGAAUAAGGCUGUAACCUAACAACAUUUGUAAAAAGUCAAGAGGUCUGAAUACUUUUCGAAUGCACUGUAUGUCAACAUGUGUCAAAUAUAUAAGUUUAAAAAAUGGUAUGUUAAAGGUACUGUGUGUAUGUGUAACCAGUUGUAGAGCCUUUCUUAGUUAAGAUGCCCAAAUAAUAAUUUCUAGUUUAAUUAAUAUAUGAGACAAGUUGAGCAAACAGAUCAUUUUAAAUUGACUGAAUUGUUGUCUAAGUUUUCUCAAGUUGGAGCUACAUUUGGGCCAACUAAAAAUGUUAAGUACAGGUAACACUGACCGAAAAGUUGAGUAACUGUGGAACCAGUUACUUAAUAAUAAUUAGUUGAAACAACUAGAUUUUUUAAAAAUAUAGUGUUGUAACAACACUCCUGGACCAAACGUGAUCUAAAGCCACUUGCACACUGCCACAUUAAACCCCAUCAAACGCCAACAAACACUGGGGGAAAAACGAGUUGGCUAUAGGUGUCUGUUUGUUGGCAUUUGUUGAAGUUUGUUGUGGCAGUGUGCAAGCGGCUUAAGCCUUAUUGGUUGCUUUUUAAUCUAAUUAAUUAUUUUCAAACCCUAUUUAAUAUUUAGGGAGUAAAGUUAUGUUCCCCAUGUUUUCAGCUCCUUGUGAAGCUGAGGCUUUCUUUUGCCAUAGCAACAUGUGUAUCAACACCAGCUUAGUGUGCAACGGGAUCCAGAACUGUGUCUACCCCUGGGAUGAGAACAACUGCAAAGGUGAGACACCUGUUCCAUUUGGGUAUAGAGCUGACAAAUAUGAACUACAGUCAAUGUUUUAGGUUAACCUGUAUGACAAAAGUACACGUUAAUGGUGGAUUCUAAAUGUAAUGUUGAUAAAUCGAAAUGUAACUUUCAUCACACAAUUCAUCACAAUUCAAACCUAGCCGCCACAAUAGAAAACUUGAUUGUAUGUCAUAUUUACUGUCCACAGAGAAGAGGAGUGCCAGCAUCUUAGACAAUAUUGACCACACCAAUGUCACAAUCAUUCUAGUCACCUGUGGUCUGGUGGUUGUCCUUCUAAUUGUGGCAAGUAUCAUUCAAGUCAAACAGCCACGCAAAAAAUACAUAAUCAGAAGGGAUGACUUUGACCCCACAUUGCUCCACGAGGCCUUUGAGCCCCCACAUUAUGAACUGUGCACCCUGCGGAGGGCAGCCUCUGCCGACCACAUGACCGAAAUGGCUAUGACCGAGGACUUUGAGAAGUUUCACAAACUCAGACGGUCUUCGUCCAAAUGCAUUCGUGACCACCACUGCGGCGGAGCCCACUCCCAGGUGUCCAGUGUCAAGGGCAGCCAAAGUAACCUGAGUGUGCGGGAUGCAGCCAUCAUGUCAGACAUACCUCUCUCACAGUCCCACCACGCCACACCCUCCAGCCACAGGAAUAUACUGAUGAUGAAGUACAGUUACUCACAGGACGGGCAGGAUGGCUGUGACCAGGAUGACGACAUGGAUGACUGUCCCACCUCCAGCCAGAGCCACCAUGUCCUGGCUGCACACCGGUCAAUGUCCAAUGAUUUAUGA